UGCAAAUGAAGCUUGUUCUAUAAUAGAUCCAAAUUGGGAAGUUACAAAUGAUUCAAAUUCAACAAUAUUUUGUCCUUUAAUAUUACAAGACACUGUAAUAGAACUUGUAGUAAUGUAUUCAACUCAUUAUAUAUUAUUGCCAAAAUUAGAUAGCACUUUUACUACAAAUUCAACUGAAAUCUGA
Messenger RNA from Scutellospora calospora, 184 nucleotides. The record is from the annotation of a GenBank genome assembly. NCBI's taxonomy places the organism in Eukaryota, Fungi, Glomeromycota, Glomeromycetes, Diversisporales, Gigasporaceae.